AGUUGCACUGGAUCUAAACAGACAUUGCGUGCUGCAAUUGGAAGCCCUGCCCAUUUUUUAGAAGACAAGAAGUUGCUACACACUAACAAAAAUGAAGCUAAAGAAAAUCGGUGUUGUAUCUUCAGAUUCAUGAAACGCUCCCGCUUGCUUGUUUUGCCUCUUUAUUCAUCAUUGUUGGAAGUUCAGUGAGCGUACACCGUCACACCGCGGGGCUCUGACUGCGGAGAAGGUGGCUUAAAGAGGCACUGUGGAAACGUUUCUAGUGUCUUAUGUUGAUCCGUUUGUUUUCUAAGCCAAACCUCUAACCUCAGCGAUUUGCCAGGGCAGGUGAAAAUCAGAGGAGCUAGGAAAUGAGCUCUCCCCCUAUACAGCAAGAGAACAUGAAUAGAAAAACGUCAUGUUUUUCUAACAUCAAAAUAUUCCUUUUGUCGGAAUGCGCACUGAUGCUAGCGCAGGGGACAGUCGGCGCGUACUUGCUCCCUGGUUUUUUGGGCUGCACUUUUUCUCUUCAGGAGGACAUACCGUUUGAUCAGCCUCCGCCGGACGUGUUCGUCCUCAGCCAGGUGAGUGUUCUAACUACAUUGGAGCGCCGCUUUAACCUGCAGAGUGCUGAUGUGGGUGUGAUUGCCAGCAGCUUUGAGAUUGGGAAUCUGGCACUCAUCCUGUUCGUCAGCUACUUUGGUGCUAGGGCUCAUCGGCCACGUCUGAUCGGCUGUGGUGGAAUUAUCAUGGCAUUGGGUGCACUGCUGUCUGCACUGCCUGAAUUCCUCACUAACCAAUAUGAGUACAAAAACACUGAAUUGUGGAGGAAGGAGCCAGGAAGGGACAUGUGCUCUAAUGUGACAAGAAGAAAUAUGGAGGAUGAUGGCAUAUGCAGCAACAAAUCUAAUACAAACAUGAUGUACCUGCUGCUUAUUGGUGCCCAAAUGCUACUGGGAAUUGGGGCAACACCUGUACAGCCUCUGGGAGUAUCUUAUAUAGAUGACCAUGUGAGAAAAAAAGACUCUUCCUUGUAUAUUGGUAUAUUAUUCUCAACCUUGGUUUUUGGACCUGCUUGUGGCUUCAUCCUUGGUUCAGUCUGCACCAAAUUCUAUGUGGAUGCUGUCUUUGUUGAUACCACCAAGCUGGACAUCACCCCUGAUGACCCCCGUUGGAUUGGAGCCUGGUGGGGAGGCUUCCUAAUCUGUGGGGCUUUACUUUUUUUCUCCGCUGUCUUCAUGUUUGGUUUCCCCUCAUCUCUAUCACAGCGAUAUGGUAACAACAGGACCGAGAGUGAACAGCCCAUGCUGCCAGGAUCACAGAGUUUUGAUCAUCCAAAGCCAAGUAAUGGUGUCCUUCACAACCAUCAUCCUGACAGUUCCUGUUGUGAUCAGCUUCGAGUGAUUCCCAGGGUGACUAAACACCUGCUGUCUAAUCCGGUGUUCACCUGUAUUGUCCUUGCUGCUUGUAUGGAGAUUGCUGUAGUUGCUGGUUUUGCUGCCUUCUUGGGCAAGUACUUGGAGCAGCAGUUUAACCUUACAACCACCUCAGCCAAUCAGCUUCUGGGUAUGACAGCCAUCCCAUGUGCAUGUCUGGGCAUUUUUAUGGGAGGUCUUUUGGUGAAGAAGCUGAACCUCUGUGCUUUGGGUGCUGUUCGGAUGGCCAUGUUGGUCAACCUGAUUUCAACCGCCUGCUAUGUAUCUUUCCUCUUUCUUGGCUGUGACACAGGCCCUGUUGCUGGUGUGACCAUCGCCUAUGAUAAUGAAACUUUGCAGCCAGGCCAAAAACCAGAAGCUACAUGCAUUAGCAACUGUAACUGCCACACGUCAUCUGUUAGUCCUGUUUGUGGCUCUAAUGGGGUCACAUACCUGUCUUCCUGCUUUGCUGGCUGCACCAGAUCCAUUAGCACUGAAGUGAUUCCUCAACCAGCUAAGUCCAUACAGAACCUGACAGAAUGUGCAUGCAUUUCUGGUGAUGGGAUUCCAUCCACAGUUGUUCCAGGAAAAUGCCCACGUCCUGGGUGCCAGGAGGCUUUUCUCAUUUUCCUGUGUGUGAUUUGUGCCUGCAGCAUGAUAGGAGCUAUGGCUCAGACGCCCUCAGUCAUCAUCCUCAUCAGAACAGUCAGCCCAGAGUUGAAAUCAUAUGCACUUGGCGUACUGUUUCUCUUAUUGCGACUGCUGGGAUUCAUCCCACCUCCUUUGAUCUUUGGUGUUGGAAUUGACUCCACCUGCCUGUUCUGGAGCAGCGAAUGCAACACAAAGGGUGCAUGCAUGCUAUAUGACAAUGUAGCCUAUCGCCACCUCUAUGUGAGCUUGGCUAUUGUGCUAAAAAUAAUUGCCUUCCUGCUGUACACCACCACAUGGCAGUGUUUACGCUGCAACUACAAGAAGUACAUCAAGAAUAAUGAGGUGUAUGUGACAUCCCCUGAAAUUUUCUCUUCUGACAUUAAUUUGGAUAGUCUAGGCAAAGAAAUUAACAGGACAAAAUUUAUAUACAACCUGGAAGAUCAUGAAUGGUGUGAAAACAUGGAAUCUGUUUUAUAGUGGUUGGUGCUUGCUAAUGCAUAAGUAUCUUCUGAGGAUCACAUUGGUGGUUUAUAACUUUUUUUUAAAGAAUAGCACUUGAUUUCCUCCAUAUACAGUGAUGUGUAUGGUUUCGCUGGUCACUGUCUAUAAUGCACUUUUGGAAGUAAUGCUAAUAAUUCUUAGUCCAAUGUGUGGUUCAUUUUUCAGUUCCAGUAAUCCAUAGUAAGGUCCAUAAAUAAUUUGUCAUUGGCAUGGCUAUUUUUAUUUGAAUAGUACACUAAAUGUUGAAAGAGAAAAACUAAUAUGAGCUCAAACUGCAGCAUUACAGCACUUUUUUAUCAGCCUCUUAUUAAAGGAACCAAAAUGUGAGAUAAAAUCUGAUCAAAUCAGAUAAGCAUAGUUCUAAUUGAUCUAAAUGAAUCCAUAGACAUCCCCAGAUGCUGGGUUUCCCUGAUGAUGCUCAGGCCUUUACAGCACAUAUUUGCCGUUCUUACUUGGUCUUGGCUGAAUCUGAGCAGAUAAUAUAGAUAUAUAUCAGAAUUUAUCCUGUUGUUUUUGUCAGCUGCUAUAUGUCAUAUGGUUUUUGUCAUCUCUCAUAUGUCAUAUGUGUUAAAUUGAUUCAAAAAAUACAAUGAAACAGUUCCACUGGCAGCUAUAUACAUGUCCACGCUAUAAGAUGAGGAGGUAUGGUUUAGAUCAUGAGCAGUUCCUUCCCUUUUUCAAUUUUUUUUAUUUCCUAUCAUUGUGGAAACCAUUGAACAUUUAUAUAUUCAUAGAAUGUUGUUUCAGAACUGUACCAACUUUUGUUGUUUGACAUUUUAUUUAUUUGUUUUAGUUUACUAAAAUUAUUUAGUCAGGUUUUGCAGUUUUUGAAUUUUACCUUUCUAAUCACUCUGGUGAGGCUGUCUGUAGAUUGUUGACUACACACAGUUACACCUACCUCCUGGAGGGUGUUUCUGAUCUGGCCAAUUGUCUUAAAUGGGUUUUUCUUCACUAUGAUAGAAUUCUUCUGUUUUCUACCACUGUUCUUUUACAUGCUUUUUGGUGUUCCUGAGCUCACCUGUGUACUGACAGUUGUAAAUUGUUGUUUUGGCCAAAGUUAAUAUUUUUGCUAUGUCUCUGAUUGGUUUGUAUUUUAGCCUAAUCAUGCUUGCUUUGCUGGCAAUGACAGCUCCCAGGAGUUAAUAUUGCAAGUUAACAGCAACAGAUUUCAAAUGAGAAUUCCCAUCAUCCCUAGACAUUUUAUCUGUUAAUAAUCAUUGGGAUUAUGUAGAUUCCCUCAAAUUAAAGCUGAAAGUCUGUAACAUUAUGAUAAUAAUAUUCAUGAUUUAAUUUAAACUGCAAUGUACCCUAGUAGAAAGCAAAAAUGGCUUUGUAAUAACUUUGUCAAUGUUGAAAUAUUUAUGGACCUGACUGUAUCUUAUAGUUGGUAGUUGACUUGGAUUUGUUUGAACAAGAAGCAUAUAUUUAUAUACACAUGUACUAUACAUCCAGCCACAGAAUGUCAUGUUGUUUUCUCAAAUUACUCUGGUGUGAUCUUGGUCCCCUUAUUUUCCACAGUUUGGUAACUGUAGUGGGUUAUUUAGCAAUAACAUCAUUGCAGGCUUAUUGGGAGAUUCUCACAAGGAAGGAACUGCAUGUUACCAAAAGAUAUUCUGAUAAUUUGCACUGAUACAAAAGCUGAAAGAUGAGAUGUCAUUGUUUCGGUGAUGUUUUCUGAAAACAUCUAUAAAAUCUGGGGAAACAAAUUUAUUACUAAAAAACCCACUACAGUUACUGAAAUUUGAAAGAGACUAGAAGAACAAUGGACCAAGAUUACACAUUACACCAGAACAGAAACUAGUGAGAUCCAAUCAUUCAAACAAUGGGCCUCUUCACUUCCUAUUAAGUUAUGAUAACUAACUCUAGCUCUGAAAUCUUCUUUCAUUCUACAGUGGUUAUUGUUCUCUACUUUUGAUCACUAUAUAUAUUUGUUUGUAUAUUAUAUAUAUAUUUUUCUUCAUAUUUUGUUCCAAAAUUAUAUAUCUAUGAGAGGCAAAAGUGUGAAACUCUAAUAUUAGUAUUUAAUUUCAAGUUAAAAAUUACAGUCCAUCUGAUUUCAGUCAAUGGGUUGACAAUUAGGUCUCUGUAAGUGCUAUAUUUUAUUUAAAGAACUGAGAUAUAUCAAAGCCUGAUGUUCAUGAUGUGUGUGUGGAAGUAGAUUAUGGCAAAUACAAAAAGGGAGAUUUCUGAGGACUUAAGAAAAGGAGUUGUUGUUUGCAUUGGGCUGUAAAAUUUUACAAAACCAUCUCUAUAGAGUUUGGACUUCCAAAAAUCAGUCAGGCAGAUUCUUUAAGACUAUUUGACUAUUGGUACCCUCCCCAUGAGUUUUAAACCAACAAAGAUAACUCCAAAAGCAAGACAUGUAAUAGUUUGUUGGGCCAGAAAGGAGCCCAUUUUAACUUUAUAAACGACUGAAGGUUUCUUUUACUUUAUGUUAAUGUUGGCUAAUGUUUGUGAGUCUGCCAUGAGGUGAACACUGAACAACCUUGCUGUGCAUAUGGCAGCAGGGAAAAAAGAACAUUGCUGCCCAUGAAGUUUGCUAAAGAUCAUGUGGAGGUCUAUUAGAAAAAUUAUUUGUGGAGACAUGAGACCAAAAUAUAACUUUUUGAUUUAAAAUGAGGACCGUUAUUUUUGGAGAAAGGAAAAUGCUGAAUUCCAGCAUACUAACUUUAUACCUUCUGUGAAACAUGGUCUUGGUAGUAUCAUGCUUUGUGCCUGCCAGCCAGGAGAGCUUGCCAUCAUUGAUGGAACAACGAAUACAGAAUUAUAAAAGUAAAUUUGAAAGGACAAUGGCAAGACAUCUGUCCAGGAACUGAAUCUCAGGAGAAAAUGGGUCAUACACCAAGACAAUAAUCACAAGCAAUUAAGUCUGUCUUCCAAACAAUGAUUAAAGAGGAGCAAAGAUAUUGUUUUGGAAUGGCCAAGUCAAAUUCCUGACAUUAAUCCAAAGGAUCUGAAGCAAGCAGUUCAUGUGAGGACAUCCACCAAAACCCCAGUGUCCUAGCUGUUCUGUUCUGUGGAAUCGAAUAAAAUUCUUCCAAGCCAUUGUGCAGGACUGAUCAAAAAUUACUGCGCAUGGGCUCACAACAGAUGCUGAAAACGAAAGUUCACAUAGUUUUGCAAGUCAAAGAUAUGUAAUGCUGGAUCAUUUUACUCAAUAAUUAAAUGAAGAAAUAUAAUAAAAAUAUAUAUAUAAAAAAAGCUACAUAUUUGUAAAUAUUUCACACUUUUGAUAUGCCUUUGCUUAGCAGAGGGCAAAAUAUUAUCUACCAACAAGCUUCACACACACACACACACACACACACACACACACACACACACACACACACACACAGCAUUGGGCAUUGCAAUUCAUUGGGCCUCCAGAAAAAACAAAAGCAACUCAUUUGUAAAUAUUUUGCACUUGUAAUAUGCAUUUGUCCAGCUGGGGCAAUAUCUUCUCUACCAACAAACUUCGCGCGCGCACACACACACACACACACACACACACACACACACACAAGCAUUGGGCAUUGCAUUUCAUUGGGCCUCCAAGAAAAAAAAUAUCAUUUGUAAAUAUUUCACACCUGUAAUAUGCAUUUGUCCAGCUGGGAGCAAUAUCUUCUUUACCAACAAGCUUUACACACACACACAUGCACACACGCGCACACAUGCACACACAAGCAUUGGGCAUUGCAAUUCAUUAGGCCUCCAGAAAAAACAAAAGCUACUCAUUUGUAAAUAUUUCACACUUGUAAAAUGCAUUUGUCCAGCUGGGAGCAAUGUCUUCUUUACCAACAAGCUUCACACACACACACACACACACACACACACACACACACACACACACACACACGCA
Tachysurus vachellii is the source of this 6384-nucleotide messenger RNA. RefSeq names its product solute carrier organic anion transporter family member 3A1a (gene slco3a1a). Gene Ontology annotation, molecular function: protein binding. Lineage: Eukaryota; Metazoa; Chordata; Actinopteri; Siluriformes; Bagridae. The transcript has 11 exons. Gene Ontology annotation, biological process: prostaglandin transport; sodium-independent organic anion transport; transmembrane transport. The coding region runs from base 351 to 2522 and encodes 723 amino acids. The record is from RefSeq and is a predicted model, not a curated record. Gene Ontology annotation, cellular component: membrane.